Messenger RNA from Penicillium cosmopolitanum, 2265 nucleotides. RefSeq names its product putative ATP-dependent RNA helicase (gene dbp7). Gene Ontology annotation, molecular function: nucleic acid binding; ATP binding. The record is from RefSeq and is a predicted model, not a curated record. Bases 1 to 2265 code for a protein of 754 amino acids. Gene Ontology annotation, cellular component: nucleus. The transcript has 2 exons. Lineage: Eukaryota; Fungi; Ascomycota; Eurotiomycetes; Eurotiales; Aspergillaceae. Gene Ontology annotation, biological process: ribosome biogenesis.
AUGGCGGACGAUGGUAUGCUUCUGAACUUCGCCCUUGGCGACAGUGUCAUCACACAAGAGGCGAAAUACAAGGGAGGAACAUGGCGGGACCGACUCUCUGCGAAGAAGCGCUCGCAGCACCAACCUCGAGACGGCGAAGGCGAAGGCAAAGGCAAAGGUCCCCACCAGCCCAAGAACCCCAAUCAAACCCAGCUUGGUACGAGACCAGCAAAGCGACAAAGAACGACCGAUUCGAACGAAGGAAGGUCCGGAGAAGGUGGUAACCGGUCUCGACCCCAACAGCAAGGACCACGCCGACACCCCGGACAGUUUGCCUCUUCUCUUUUCACCAGCAACCCCGAAUCAACACAUGUGGAAGAGCCGAAGUCUGAAGAACCGAUCGAGGAUGCGAAGCCGACCAAUGCGCCCCUACUGGAUGGAUUGGAUACUUUUACCAACUUGGGAUUGUCGCCCAAUCUGGCUGCGCAUCUCCUCACAAAGCUUGAGUUGAAAGCACCUACCGCGAUUCAAAAAGCUUCCGUCUCACAACUCCUGAAAGAAGAAAGCGAUGCGUUUAUCCAAGCCGAGACUGGUUCCGGUAAGACCUUGGCUUAUCUUUUGCCCCUGGUGCAACGGAUCAUGGCUCUCUCAAAGGCGACGAAGGAGGACGGUGUUCAUCGUGACAGUGGAUUAUUUGCUAUCAUUCUGGCUCCGACUCGUGAGCUGUGCAAGCAGAUUUCAGUUGUUUUGGAAAAUGUCUUACGAUGCGCCAAUUGGAUUGUCUGCGGAACAGUCAUUGGUGGAGAAAAGAAAAAGUCCGAAAAGGCUCGCCUAAGGAAAGGACUGAAUAUUCUGGUCGCCACGCCUGGUCGCUUGGCCGAUCACUUGGAAAAUACAGAAGCCUUGAAUGUCAGCAAUGUUCGGUGGCUGGUUCUGGACGAAGGUGAUCGCCUGAUGGAUUUGGGAUUCGAGGAGGAGCUACAAGGAAUUGUCAAGAAAUUGGAUGCGAGACAACGACCCAGUCGAGUUCCUGGUGUCCCCACGCGCAGGACUACGGUUUUGUGUUCUGCUACAUUAAAAAUGAAUGUGCAACGGCUUGGUGAGAUCAGUUUGAAGGAUGCAAUUCAUAUCAAGGCCGACGCGACCGAUGAGGACGGGAAAACAGACGGCAAAAAGGAUGACGAAGAUUCAUUCCGCGUUCCUGCUCAACUAAAGCAAUCAUACGCGGUCGUGCCAUCCAAGCUGCGUCUAGUGUCAUUGACUGCAUUCCUCAAACGUACCUUUAUUCGCAAGGGUUCAGUGAUGAAAGCUAUCGUCUUCGUCUCGUGUGCCGACUCGGCAGACUUCCUCUUCGAGGUUUUCUCAAGAGAAUUCGGCAAGAGAAAGGGAAAGAAAAACAGGGAUAGAAACGACAGCGAUGACGAAGAAGAAGAAAGUGAUGAAGCCAAGAUUCUGAGUGAACGGGAAAAGAUGUCCCCUCAUGGUACUAUCGCACCCGCCACUGCCUUCUCCAACUCAUUAAAUUCCCAAAUUCGAACCGCCACCCUCAAAUCAUUCUCCCGCAGCGACGAUCCAUCAGUCAUGGUCUGUACCGAUGUUGCCGCUCGUGGUCUGGAUCUGCCGAAUGUCGAACUGGUUAUUGAGUAUGACCCAGCCUUCAGCGCAGACGACCAUACCCAUCGAAUUGGUCGUACCGCACGUCUUGGUCGUGAUGGUCGGGCUUGUAUUUUCCUGCAGCCCGGAUGUGAAGAGAAUUACGUGGAAAUCUUGAAGCGUGGCUACCGCGAUGGCGGCAAGGCACUCACUCGCACCGAUGCGACAGAAAUCCUCAAGCGCGGCUUCGGCGUCAGCGUGGAUUCCAGCAGCAAGAAUUGGGAGGAGAAGACGACGGAUUGGCAGAUGGACGUCGAGCGAUGGGCUUUGGACAACCCCAAGUAUCUGGAAAUGGCCCGUCGCGGAUUCCAGUCUCACAUCCGUGCCUACGCAACCCACAUCGCCGCCGAGCGCAGCAUGUUCGACAUCAAGGAGCUACACCUGGGCCAUCUUGCCAAGAGUUUCGCCCUCCGCGAUCGACCUGGCAAGAUCAAUGUGCCCGGUCUGCGUACCAGCAAAGAGGAGACAAAGAAGGACUUCAAGGCCUCCCGCAGCGGUGCUGCCGGUCAGAAGAGGAAGGCCGGUGCGGCUGACGAUAACCCAGUUGCCUCUAACACCGACGAUGCGGCCCGGAGGAUGCGUCAAAAGAUGCGCGAGAAUAUGGCCGGAGCCAGCGAGUUCAAUCUUGCUUAG